Molecule: messenger RNA, 2685 nt
Organism: Ogataea haglerorum
Lineage: Eukaryota; Fungi; Ascomycota; Pichiomycetes; Pichiales; Pichiaceae
Exons: 1
Coding region: 1-2685 (894 amino acids)
Biological process (GO): phospholipid transport
Cellular component (GO): ERMES complex; endoplasmic reticulum
Molecular function (GO): lipid binding
Source: RefSeq, a predicted model, not a curated record
AUGAACUCAACUUCCAGGCUGGCUCUUGCCUAUGUAGCAGGCGGCUUGACCUUAUGGCCAUUGAUUCUGUUCUUGAAUAACAUAGCAUCAGAUAUGAGAGUCUUGAGCUUCAAAGAUUCCUUGCACAAAUUAUGCCAACUAGCAAUCACUUACAUAGUGGGAGGACUGACGUUUUUGCCCAUCACUUUUAUUAUUGGAUGGCACUUGCUCCCAAUGGCUCCAGAGAGUCCUGAACAAGAGAGAGAACUUGAGGAAGCAAGACAGAAGGAAGAAAGCAAGGCUAAAGGAGAAACGGAAGGCUACAGAAGUUUGAUGGCUGGACAAGUCCUGGAGAAAGAAAGCUCAGACCUGAAGACGUACCACGAAGGAUGGCUAACUGUCACGCGCGAAUACUAUCAAUUCCCACAAAUUGACUGGAGCGAGUUCCAAACACAAGCUUCCUCAGGUAGUUCGUUGGGAUCCGAGCAGGUCAACAACCAACAGGUCCCGAAAAGUGGUAGCUUUCUGAAAAUGGUUAAAGGAAACAAGUCUGCGCCUGCCAAUGCGGAGGAGCCUAAACAAGACACAAAGUCACUCGAUGCCAAGAAGUUGAAGGCGAUAAGGAAGAAGAACAGGUAUUACGCGGUCUUAAAACAUGGCAAUUUGUUUCUGUAUGAUGAUGAAGCAAAGAAGAACGUCCAGUACGUUAUCGUGCUAUCAAACCAUGUGAUAGGCAUCUGGCCAAGAGAGCUGAAGGAUGGCCAGCUUUUCACGAAAAGAGCAGCUGUCUGUAUAUUCAAGAAAGACUUAGAGCCCAACCAUACAGCCCCACCGGCUACAUCCCCUGAGCCCGAAAACCUGGUGAAUAUUUUGCAAGGGAAAGUGAUCCUGGAGACUCCGCCAAAAGAUACUUUCUUCCUCUAUGCAGACCGCAACACUCAAAAGGAGGACUGGUACUUCGCAUUAUUGAGAGCAACCACUAAAGACGUGCCUAAAUCGGGCACUGCCAAAGACUUGCUCGAACCGUCGUUUAUGGCUCGAACACUGCACUUCAUGACUGCAGACAUGAUUGAUCUGAUUCAAGCCAUCAAUUCUUCGGAGGGACAGCUGACAACGCAGUGGCUAAAUGCUCUGAUAGGACGCCUUUUCCUGAGCUAUUAUAGAACCGAGGAAUUCAAAGAGCUCAUAAAGAAUAAGAUCGAUGAACGGCUCAAGAAGAUCAGAACGCCGGACUUUUUGGAUGAUCUGCAAAUAAAAAAGAUUGAUGUUGGACACUCUGCUCCUUUUUUGACAUUUCCCAAGUUGCAAAACCUGACUCCCGAGGGAGACCUCAGUAUUCAGUGUCAUGUGCUUUACCACGGUGGUCUAGUGCUAGAGGUUGCCUCUAAAGUGUUCUUAAACCUUGGGGCAAGGUUCAAGCAGAGGGAGUUUGAUAUUAACCUGAAAAUUGUGAUGAAAAAGCUGGAGGGGGAUAUUUUGCUUAGGAUGAAACCACCUCCUAGCAACAGAGUAUGGUAUGGGUUCACAAAAUUGCCCGAAUUUGAUAUGGUGAUUGAACCAGUGGUCAGUUCUCGUGCUUUGAACUACAAUCUUAUUACCAACAUCAUUACUAACAGGUUCAAGGAAGCAUUGGGAAAGACUCUAGUGCUACCUUUCAUGGAUGAUCUUGUGUUUUAUAGAACAGAAGGCGAGCUCUUCAAAGGUGGUAUUUGGGACAAGUCAGCACGGCCUUCUGCGGCAGCCGUUCCGCCGCAGCAAUCCCAUCCAGUUCCACCGCCAUUACCGUCGCGGGCACCCAAGACGGAUGACCUUGUUAUGGAUGAUACUGCCUUAGAAGAAGAUGACAAUUUAUCUCUCAGCAAUUCUAACAGAGGAAGCACCCAGGAAUCUACCAGGGAUGACACCACUUUCGAAGUGGCGCAGACAGUGACGAACAACUGCGCUCCAGACAGCAUCUCUAUAAUGACUACGGGAUCUGGGGGAUCGUCUUCUUCUUUGGCAAAUACAUCCACAUACAAAGACAGAGCGUCAAUGCUCUCAAAAAAAUUUCUGUCGAUGAACAAAGGAUUGUUAGUGGAUAACACGGCUUCAGGUAGCGCCUCUGAAGGUGCCGAUGGAGAUGGACAAGGCAAGUCGCUGGCUACAUCCUAUUCUAAGCUCAAAGGACUGUACGCUUCAACAAAACAAAAAAUUACUGAAAAACAAUCUACGGCAAAUCUCAAAGAAAUCAACUAUUCUCCUCCUGAGAUGAUUUCGAGCCGUCGAAUUAUCAGAAAAACGCUACGCUCUGCAGGCGAUCAACCAGAAGUUGAAAACCGACAGUCGUCUGCCGAGAUGUUUGCUAAAACAGAGACAACAAGCAUGGAGCCAAUGGUUUCGCUCGGCUAUGAUGAGCAGCAACCAAAGACUCCAACGAGUCCAAACAUGUUUAUUAACGAGAGAUACAGAAGCAGCUCGCUGAGUAAAAAUGUUCCACCCUCGCCGUUCGCAUCUCCUCAAAAAUUGAGACUUGGUGAUCUCGAUAGGGAAGAAGAGACUGAAGAGAUGUUGCUUGCAGACGAAGAUGACGAAUAUGUGGACUCAGGACCAUUGAAAGCACAAACGCAAAAUGACCCCCAGACCAUGGAUAUUCCGUCAGGCACCAGGUUAGUUGAUACUGGCCCUGCACUAUCUAGGGUACCUCCACCACUUCCAGAACGCCGAUAA